Kuraishia capsulata CBS 1993 is the source of this 1317-nucleotide messenger RNA. RefSeq lists its product as uncharacterized. The record is from RefSeq and is a predicted model, not a curated record. The transcript has 2 exons. Gene Ontology annotation, cellular component: endoplasmic reticulum membrane. Gene Ontology annotation, biological process: farnesyl diphosphate metabolic process; ergosterol biosynthetic process. The coding region runs from base 1 to 1317 and encodes 438 amino acids. NCBI's taxonomy places the organism in Eukaryota, Fungi, Ascomycota, Pichiomycetes, Pichiales, Pichiaceae. Gene Ontology annotation, molecular function: squalene synthase [NAD(P)H] activity.
AUGGGUAAAGUCACACAGUUGCUAUCACAUCCCAGCGAGCUGGUUGCUGCAGUUCAAUUAAAACCGCUUUUCCAGAGGGAUGAGGCCUCUGAGACUGCAAAUGAGAAGCGCUGCUACGAGCUGCUGAAACUGACGUCGCGUUCGUUCGUGGCUGUCAUCUUGGAACUGAACCCCGAGCUUCGCCAGGUAAUUACGGUGUUUUACCUCGUUUUAAGAGCUCUUGACACCGUGGAAGAUGACAUGACGCUUUCUCCCGAGGUAAAGAUCCCAUUGUUGCGCGAAUUCGACUCUAAGCUCAACACUAAGGACUGGACUUUCACAGGCAGCGGCCCCAACGAGAAGGACCGUGAAGUGCUUGUUGAUUUCGAUGAGAUCCUCACCCAGUAUCAUUUGCUCAAGCCAGUUUACCAAGACGUUAUCAAGGACAUCACCCACAAGAUGGGAAACGGAAUGGCCGACUACAUCGUCGAUGAACAAUUUAACCUUAACGGACUGGAGACGAUCAAGGACUACGAUCUCUACUGUCAUUACGUUGCUGGUUUGGUUGGUGAAGGCUUAACUAAGCUUACCACUGCAGCUGGUUUCAGUGACAAAAAGCUUUUGGAUAAGAUGGAAUUGAGCGAGUCCAUGGGGCUGUUCCUGCAGAAGACCAAUAUCAUAAGAGAUUACAAGGAGGACCUCGAUGAUGGAAGAUCCUUCUGGCCCAAGGAAGUGUGGUCACGUUAUAGGCCUGCUCUUUCGGAUUUUGAGAAGCCCGAGUAUCUGGAGGACGGAUUGCAUUGUAUUUCCGACCUGGUUCUCAAUGCUUUGGAGCACGUCAAGGACUGUCUGUUGUACCUUUCCCUGGUAUAUGACCGUUCCUCCUACAACUUCUGCGUGAUCCCACAGGUAAUGGCAAUCGCUACUUUGCACGAGGUUUUCAACAACCCCGAAGUGUUCAAGACCAAUGUCAAGAUCAGAAAAGGAACCACCGUCAAGCUAAUUUUGGACUCCAGGACCUUUGAGGGAACCUGUAAGAUCUUUUCUGACUAUGUGCGUAAGAUCCACCACAAGUGCCCUGUUUCCGAUCCAAACUACCUCAAGAUUGGAAUGAAGUGUGGUGAGAUUGAGCAGUUCAUCGAAGAGCUAUUCCCCGAAAAGAACCUGCCAUCUGGCGUCAAACCUCAGCAAACCGAAGCGUACACCAGUGCCCUCUACCGUCGCAGUCUCGACAAGGACGUUCAUUCCGAGAUCGCCGCGGAGGCAGCUAAAGUGCGCUUUGUGCUGGGAUUGAUCACGGCCACUCUGGCAUACGGGUUGUAUUCUGUCUUUUUCUAA